Molecule: messenger RNA, 14249 nt
Organism: Neoarius graeffei (lesser salmon catfish)
Lineage: Eukaryota; Metazoa; Chordata; Actinopteri; Siluriformes; Ariidae
Gene: cacna1db
Product: calcium channel, voltage-dependent, L type, alpha 1D subunit, b
Exons: 49
Coding region: 281-6811 (2176 amino acids)
Biological process (GO): calcium ion import across plasma membrane
Cellular component (GO): membrane; voltage-gated calcium channel complex
Molecular function (GO): high voltage-gated calcium channel activity
Source: RefSeq, a predicted model, not a curated record
GGCUGCAAGAUGGCUGCUACUUUUUUAUUAGGAUUGUUUUUAGAUUUGUUACUUACUUUUGUCUGUUUUAUAGUUUACAUUACGGCAAACGGUGUUUGGAGAAACUACUAGAAAGUCCAGUCGUGAUUUUUUUUAAUUUUAUUUUUAUUUAAAGAAAUCUCGACGAGGUUUAAUAGGAAUAGAAGAUGAUGCUGAAAAUGGAGCCUGUAAACUUUUCUUUACUUUUUUGGCCUCCGUUAGCAUCACCGAACUAAAGGAGUAAACUUCACACACACACACCAUGUCGUGGCUGAUCGACUAUAUUUGGGGGGCAAGCUAUGCUAUCAGCACACGGGCCCCUUCCUCUGGCGAUGCUCCUCCCCUUUGGUCAGAAAGCCCCUCCCUCUCCAGACAGUCACUCCCCCAGUCUGGCGCUCUGUCCUGGCAAGCUGCGAUCACUGCGGCAAGAAACGCCAGGGCCGAAGGCGCCCAGACUAUAUGUACAUCGGACAGCGCUCCAGUAGGCUCGCUGUCGCAGAGGAAGAGGCAGCAGUAUGCCAAGAGCAAGAAGCAGGGUAGCGCCACCAACAGCAGGCCUCCACGGGCGCUCUUCUGCCUCACUCUCAACAACCCGAUACGCAGGGCCUGCAUCAGCCUGGUGGAGUGGAAACCCUUUGAUAUCUUUAUAUUGCUGUCUAUUUUUGCCAACUGCGUGGCCUUAGCUGUUUACAUCCCCUUCCCUGAAGACGAUUCCAAUUCAACUAAUCAUGACCUGGAGACAGUAGAAUAUGCCUUCCUGAUCAUUUUUACUAUCGAGACCUUUCUGAAGAUCAUAGCCUAUGGAUUGGUAAUGCACCAGAACUCCUACGUUAGAAACGGCUGGAACAUGCUGGAUUUCAUUAUAGUCAUAGUGGGGCUGUUCAGCGUGGUUCUGGAGCUCAUGACCAAAGAGGGAGAAUCAGGUCAGUCUGGAGGGAAGCCGGGUGGCUUUGAUGUCAAAGCUCUGCGAGCGUUUCGUGUGCUCCGCCCACUACGGCUCGUCUCAGGAGUGCCCAGCUUACAGGUUGUGCUGAACUCCAUUAUUAAAGCCAUGGUUCCUCUACUGCACAUUGCUCUGCUUGUGCUCUUCGUUAUCAUCAUCUAUGCCAUCAUUGGCCUGGAGCUCUUCAUUGGGAAGAUGCAUGCCACCUGUUACGUGAAUGGCACACGUACGUUAGCAGAGAGCGACCCUACCCCCUGCACUCUGUCAGGUCAUGGACGCCUCUGUAAUGGUAGCACAUGUAGAGAUGGCUGGCAGGGACCCAACAAUGGAAUCACUAACUUUGACAACUUCCUGUUUGCAAUGUUGACUGUGUUCCAGUGUAUCACCAUGGAGGGCUGGACAGAUGUGCUGUAUUGGAUGAAUGAUGCCAUGGGUUUUGAGCUGCCAUGGGUCUACUUCGUCAGUCUAGUCAUCUUUGGUUCCUUCUUCGUCCUCAAUCUUGUUUUGGGUGUUCUUAGUGGAGAAUUCUCUAAGGAGCGUGAGAAAGCUAAGGCACGUGGAGAUUUCCAGAAGCUGCGAGAGAAGCAGCAGUUGGAGGAGGACUUGAAAGGCUACCUGGACUGGAUCACUCAGGCUGAGGAUAUUGACCCGGAGAAUGAAGAGGAUGGAGACCAAGAGGGAAAACGCAACCGGGUGACGAUGGCCGAUCUCACCCAGGAGAAGAAGGCAGGGAAGUCGGGCUGGUUCAGUCAGUCCACAGAGACUCAGGCGAGUAUGCCAACCAGUGAAACGGAGUCUGUUAACGCAGACAGUCCAAAUGGAGACGAUGACAAAAUCUGCUGUUGUGGACCAGUCUGUCAAAAAAUUACUAAGUCAAAGUUCAGGUCAGUAAACAACCGUAGCUGGCGACGCUGGAACAGAUUCUGUCGCAGGAAGUGCAGAGCAGCGGUGAAAUCUACCACUUUCUACUGGCUGGUCAUUGUCCUGGUGUUCCUUAACACUCUCACCAUAUCCUCUGAACACCACAACCAACCUGUCUGGCUCACCGAAGUACAAGAUGUAGCCAACAAGGUGUUGCUGGCCAUGUUCACGUGUGAGAUGCUGAUUAAAAUGUACAGCCUGGGCCUCCAGGCGUAUUUCGUGUCCCUGUUCAACCGCUUCGACUGCUUUGUGGUGUGCGGCGGCAUCGUGGAGACCAUCCUCGUCGAGCUGGAGAUCAUGUCGCCUCUCGGCAUCUCUGUGUUCCGUUGCGUCCGUCUGCUCCGCAUCUUUAAAGUCACUCGUCACUGGGCAUCUCUGAGUAACUUAGUCGCCUCUCUGCUGAACUCCAUGAAGUCCAUUGCCUCCUUGUUACUGCUGCUCUUCCUCUUCAUCAUCAUCUUCAGCCUGCUGGGCAUGCAGCUGUUUGGGGGCAAAUUCAACUACGAUGAAACAGUGACUAAAAGGAGCAACUUUGACAACUUCCCUCAGGCCUUGCUCACUGUCUUUCAGAUCCUGACAGGUGAGGACUGGAACUCAGUGAUGUAUGAUGGGAUCAGGGCAUAUGGCGGUCCUUCCUCUUCAGGCAUGAUGGUGUGCAUCUACUUCAUUAUUCUUUUCAUCUGUGGAAACUACAUCCUGCUGAAUGUCUUCUUGGCUAUUGCCGUGGACAACCUGGCUGAUGCGGAGAGCCUGAACACGGCACAGAAAGAGCAGGAGGAAGAAAACAAGAGGAAGAAGAGAGCCAGGAAAGGUAGCAUGGACAAGAAAGGAGAGGAUAAAGGAGGUGAAGAUGGAGAAACUAAGGUUGCAUUAGAGGAGGACACCGGGGAUGAGGAAAGAGAGGCAGUUAAUUCUACAGAUGUGGAUGAUGACGAUGAUGUUCCAUCAGAACCCCGUCCUCAGAGGCUGUCGGACUUUAGCCUCAAGGAGAAGGUCCUGCCCAUUCCAGAGGGCAGCGCUUUCUUCAUCUUCAGCCACACAAAUCCGUUCCGUGUGGGCUGCUAUCACCUGAUCAACCACCAGGUCUUCACCAACAUUACUCUUGUCUUCAUCAUGCUUAGCUCCUUCUCACUGGCAGCCGAGGACCCUAUACGGAACCACUCACCACGGAACAUCAUUCUUGGUUAUUUUGACUAUGCCUUCACAGCUAUCUUUACAGUAGAGAUCCUAUUGAAGAUGACAGCCUAUGGCGCGUUCCUGCACAAAGGAGCAUUCUGCAGAAACUACUUCAACCUGCUGGAUUUGCUAGUCGUUGGAGUUUCUUUGGUGUCCUUUGGCAUACAGUCUUCAGCCAUCUCUGUUGUAAAGAUUCUAAGAGUACUGCGAGUGCUUCGUCCUCUUAGAGCCAUCAACAGGGCCAAAGGAUUGAAACAUGUCGUGCAGUGUGUGUUUGUGGCCAUCAGAACCAUUGGCAACAUCAUGAUUGUCACCACUCUGCUACAGUUCAUGUUUGCCUGUAUUGGUGUGCAGCUCUUCAAGGGGAGGUUUUACAGCUGUACAGACGAAGCCAAGUUGAGUCAAGAAGAAUGCAAAGGGACAUACAUACUGUAUAAUAUUGGUGAUAAUGCCUUACCACAAGUGCAGAAAAGGGAAUGGAUCAACAAUCAAUUCAACUUUGACAACGUUCUGAAGGCUAUGUUGGCUCUCUUCACUGUGUCAACCUUUGAGGGCUGGCCAUCCCUCUUACACAAGGCUAUAGACUCAAACCAAGAAAACAUGGGGCCCAUAUACAACUAUCGCAUCGAGAUCUCCAUCUUCUUCAUCAUCUACAUUAUCAUCAUCGCCUUCUUCAUGAUGAACAUCUUUGUGGGUUUCGUCAUCGUCACCUUUCAGGAGCAGGGAGAGAAGGAGUACAAGAACUGUGAGCUGGACAAAAACCAGCGUCAGUGUGUGGAGUACGCUUUGAAAGCUCGUCCAUUACGGAGAUAUAUUCCAAAGAACCACUACCAGUAUAAGUUCUGGUAUGUGGUAAAUUCCACUGGUUUCGAGUAUGUCAUGUUCAUCCUCAUUAUCCUCAACACACUCUGUCUGGCUGUACAGCAUCAUGGCCAGUCUCAGCACUUUAAUUAUGCUAUGGACAUUCUCAACAUGAUGUUCACAGGAGUCUUCACAGUGGAAAUGAUUCUUAAACUCAUCGCCUUCAAACCCAGGGGUUAUUUUGGCGAUGCCUGGAAUGUGUUUGAUGCCCUGGUCGUGAUUGGCAGCGUAGUACACAUCAUUCUGAGUCAGGUAGAUAACACCGAGGAUAGCGGACGAAUUUCCAUCACAUUCUUUCGUCUGUUUCGAGUCAUGCGUUUGGUCAAGCUGCUGAGCAGAGGAGAGGGCAUUCGGACACUACUCUGGACUUUCAUCAAGUCAUUUCAGGCUCUGCCGUAUGUCGCUUUGCUGAUAGCCAUGCUCUUCUUCAUCUACGCAGUAAUCGGGAUGCAGGUAUUCGGGAAGAUUGAGAUGAAGGAUGACUCGGAGAUUAAUCGCAACAACAACUUCCAGACUUUUCCCCAAGCUGUACUCCUGCUAUUUAGAUGUGCUACAGGAGAGGGUUGGCAGGAGAUCAUGUUAGCAUGUAUGCCUGGUAGACCAUGUGACCCUCAAUCCGAAAUGGGCCCUGAUGACAAGAACUCGUGUGGCAGUAGUUUUGCAAUCAUCUACUUCAUUAGUUUCUACAUGCUCUGUGCUUUUCUGAUCAUCAAUUUGUUUGUGGCUGUCAUUAUGGACAAUUUUGACUAUCUGACACGCGACUGGUCAAUCCUUGGACCGCAUCACUUGGAUGAAUUCAAGAGGAUUUGGUCUGAAUAUGACCCAGAGGCAAAAGGGAGGAUUAAACACUUGGAUGUUGUGACAUUAUUGCGUAGGAUCCAGCCACCACUGGGCUUCGGUAAACUCUGCCCCCAUAGGGUGGCAUGUAAGAGGCUGGUUGCCAUGAACAUGCCUCUAAACAGCGACGGUACUGUCAUGUUUAAUGCCACCCUUUUUGCUCUGGUCAGAACGGCUCUGAAGAUCAAAACUGAAGGAAAUCUGGAACAGGCCAAUGAAGAGCUGAGGGCAGUUAUCAAGAAGAUCUGGAAGAGAACUAGUUCAAAACUCCUAGAUCAAGUGGUACCACCUGCAGGAGAUGACGAGGUCACAGUGGGGAAGUUCUAUGCCACUUUCCUGAUACAGGACUACUUCAGAAAAUUCAAGAAACGCAAAGAGCUAGGUCUUGUGGGACGGCACCCUACCAGUCAUAACACCGCCAUUGCACUACAGUCACGGCCAAUUUCCAUCCCCCAGUUAGGUCUCCUCUGUCACAUAACAGCGACCCACAGACACCUGUUAAUGGCUGGUCUGCGGACACUGCAUGACAUUGGCCCUGAGAUUCGCAGAGCCAUAUCAUGUGACCUACAAGAUGAAGACCUGGUAGAUUUUAACCCUGAUGAAGAAGAAGAUAUAUACCGGAGAAAUGGUGGCCUCUUUGGAAACCAUGUCAAUCAUGUAAACGGAGAUCACAGAGGCUCGUCUACCUCCACUAACGUCACCCAGCGACCCCUCCACGUCCCACCCAUUCCCUUCUAUGUCCAGGUUGAGCCUCAUCCACAGCCCCUUUACGCCCAAAAUCGUCCGUGUUCAAACCCCAACUUGUACUUCAAAUCCCCCAAGUCCUCGAACUCCAACCUCAACAAUGCCAAUGUGCCAUGCAUGCCUGUCCUGACCAAUGGAGGGCAGUACCGCCCUCACGCAGAUCGGCCCACCAGAAGCCGGGUGUCUUCCCUGGGUUCCUACCUCAACCUCAGGAGUGAUGCAGAAUCACAGCGAAAGUCUCAUUUUAAGAGACCACGAUACUAUGAGACCUAUAUUAGGUCAGAUUCAACAGCUGGUUUUUACCCUACUAUCUGUCGACAAGCCUCCAUCCACGGUGAUGGCAGUGAUGAUGACAGAGCUUCAGUGGAGUAUUACAGUGGGGAGGAGUUUCAGGAGGAUGACCUCAUGCUGGCUGGGGACAGGAGGUCAUAUAGAGAGUAUCAGGACACAGUAAGCAGUUUGGAGUCAGGCCCUCCUCAUGAGAACCAAGACCCGGAGUGUUUCUAUGAUGAUGAUGAAGAACAGCCUAUUUGCCAGGAACCGAAAAAAUCACCAAUGAGAAGGCUUCUGGCUUCAACACCUCAGGCUCCUCAUAGACCUUCCUUCAACUUUGAGUGUCUGUGCAGGCAAAGAAGCCAGGAUGAGACUCCACAUUCUCCCUCCUUUCAUCAGCACACUGCUCUACCUCUGCAGCUCAUGCAGCAUCAGGUGAUGGCUGUAGCUGGCCUAGACUCUAGCCAAGCACGACUCUCUCCUACACGUUCGAUCCACUCAUGGUCCACGCCCCCGGACACACCCCCAUCCUACACCCCUCUCAUCCAGGUGGACUGGCAUGGAGCUCCACCCAGUGCCAGCAGCACUCCAGCAUUGGCUCGUCGCAGUUCCUGGUACACCCAGAAGGGCCAUGAUUGGUCACCCAAAUCGGUCACACCCACUUCCUCCCUCUUACAGAUCCCACCCACCUACAGCAGUCAGUAUCUACAGCAGAGAGGAAGUGCUCAUAGUCUGGUGGAGGCAGUGUUGAUAUCAGAGGGACUGGGAAAAUAUGCAAAGGACCCAAAUUUUGUGGCAGCAGCCAAACACGAGAUUGCAGAUGCAUGCGAGAUGACUAUUGAUGAAAUGGAAAGCGCAGCAAGCAACUUGCUAAACGGAAGUCUGGGCAGUUGUAUGGGAUCAGAUGGCACAGAUACCACACCACCCCAGAGCAUCAUAGGCCACAGUCUCCAUAACUACAGCGAUGAGGAGACGGAGCCAAACAGUAAAUACGAGGAGGACCUCACAGACGAAAUUAUAUGCAUUUCAAAUUUAUAGCAUUUGCUAAAAAACAGAACAAACAAAUGAAAGGAGAAAUAGUGCCUUCUAGAGAAGUGGAGACAAACAACUCUCUGGGCCAAUCAACCAAGCAAAAUUCUAUCCCAUUCUACAGCUGUCACCUAACUGGGACAUGGGCUUGCUGCAGAAAAAUUAGACACAAGAAAUGUGAGCUCUCAACUGUAUGUAUGUGUGCGUGCGCGUGUGUGUUUCUCAACAGCUUUUUACAAGAAUAUUUUUCCACAUUCUUUACAUAUCAACCAAAAAAAAAAAAAGGUUUUGCAGUCAUAUCCCUCUCCAUUGCCUUACCCACAUACACAAAAGCUAGUAAUUAGCUUCAAUACACUGCCAUUCAUUGUCCAUUCCCAGUGUCACUCAAAAAGAAUCAAUAAAACAGCCAGAUAAAACUGUUAAGCAAUAUCACCCCGUAAGCAUAUUAUCAAACUUGAAAAACACAUCUUUACUGCAUAUGCAUGAGGGAGAAUCCGACAACACAGCAUAAAAUCUAGGCAAGUUUCUCCCAACAGUUACAAACUAUGUUAUCUAAUAAAGAUAAAAUAAUAAUUUUAGCACAAACACGGUAAUAUUCCACCCAGAACUAAAAGUAUUUAUGAAUAACACUUCAAGAACACGUCCAGCCAUGGUUUGAGCCAGUGUGAAUGCAAAUUGUACACGAUAUGCAUAAGAUCCUCUUUGUCCUUCUAAUGGGGCAGCUUUCAAAAUCGGCAUGCAUGUGCACAUAACCUGGAGGCAGAGUAAAUCUGCGUAAAAUAUAUAUUUUUUUUCUCUGCAAAGGUCUUUUUUUUUAAAUCAGAUUAGGAUUAAGUAAAGGAAAAAAUAAAUAAUUAAUUAAAUAAAUACAUGAAUAUAAUUGGUACGUUUUUGGAAAUACGUCACAUUACAAGGUACGUCUGUGCAUACUGAGCGCAUAGGAAGUGCAUAAGUAGAUUUGUGUGUUACCAGUGCUGCUUUCCAAGACAUUUUGUACCAUUGAGUGACAUUCAAAUACCGUUUAUUUUCACAAACAUGUUUAUGUAGUAUAGGCCGUGUUUUCAUGCUUUAUACCUUUUAAGAUUCCAUUUUAUUUUUGCAUGGUUUUGAAGAACGUGUGUGAAAGCGCCUGCUGUCCUCAUCACACACUCCUAAUCCUCAGGUGACCAGUCAUGUGAAGUACUACCUACACACAUCUGCACUACCCAAGAGCUGCUAACUCCACACUGCACCUUUGCUACCUCUACCAGUCAGGCUCUAAUGUAAUGUCAGCAUGUUCCCUUAGGGACCAAAGACAUUGGGAUGGGGAGUGAAACAGUUCUCGCCCAUUUUCAGAUUGCCAACACAACUGUCGCAACCGCUGCAUGAGUGUAUCAUACUGUCAUUUACAAGCUGCACUCUGAUUAGGCUGUCCAAAUGAACAGGGUCCAUAAUUCACACAAAACUGAGUCCAAGAAUAAAUUAAAGCUAGAGAGGGCCAGCUAGAAUGCUCUUAUUAGCAUAAAACUAACCAGCAUUUAUUAAUCUCUCAUAAUGUUAAGUCUGGACAGCUGGACUUGUGGUGUGACCACAGACACUUUUAGCCUGUCUGUUAGUUCAUGUUUGUCAUGUAAAUACCCAGCCACUGGGGUUGCACAAGUCAGUGCAUACUUAGUGCCAGUCCCAAGCCUGGAUAGAUUGGAGAGGGUUGCAUCAGGAAGGGCAUCCGGUGUAAAAUCUAUGCCAAAUCAAAUGUGCAGAUCAUAAAUUGGGACAGGAUGGAAGCAGAGGAUCCGCUGUGGCGACCCCUAACGGGAGCAGCCGAAAGAAGUCAUCGUCAGUUCUAAAUGUCACUUGGACAGCUCAAAACAUUCACAGACGAUUAUCUAAUAACUUAGUCAUUGUUUACAGUAUAGCAUUUUAAGAAAUUAAGCAAUUCUCAAUCAUACAGGUUAUGCCAUCCAAUCCAGUGAAGUCUCUUAACUAAAUAAUACAUGGAAUUACGGAUAAAUUAAUUGCCAAACUAUUGAAUGUGCCCAGUUAUUUGAAGAAACAGUCUACUUUUACUUCUUCUAACUGCCAUGUGCAGUGAGAAUCACCUGGGCACAUUCUUGUGUGUGCACACAUUCAAGGAGCAUGUUAUGUAUUAGCAAUAAAUAUCACUGUCAUAUGGCCAUAUUUCCUCUUCUGCUCACCUUGUACACAUGGUGGGCCCAAUGUAUAUCAUAUAGAGUCAUCCAGGUUUUCUGUCUUCUAAAGCUGGGAGGAGUGUCAUCUUUUUUGUUUUGCCUUGGUGAGUAUAAUUUUUUUUUUUUUAAUCCACAUUCAUUGGAUAUGAGCAAUCUCGCGCUCUGAUUGGCUACUUUACUACGAGGCUAUCAGCUUGUAUACCAUGAGUAAAGGAAAAACAAAAUGGCGAAGCGCAUCAAGUCAAAUACAUCACUUUAUCAAGUAUUUAAAAGAAAAAGAAAUAGCAAAAAGAAUCCCCCCCCCCCAAAUAUCUCCUGCUCCACACUUCAGCCCAGUCGGUGGCAGUCAUGCACCUUUAAGUUGGUUUGCCAAUCCCCAAAAAAACCCUAAAGAAGAAGAAAAUGGUGGCGCGUGUUGCCGAACCAACCAAAGAUUAAAUAAAAACUCUACUCGAAAACAAAACCACAAAAAAUACAAAAAAAGCAACAAAAUAUGGAAUAAAAGUAUUUGAUGGUAAGAAUGUAUCUUUUUUCAAGAAUUAUUAUAGCAUUUUUCACAAAUUGCUACUGUCUUUUUGCCAGUUUGUUUACGUUCUAAGUGGAAAUUAUUUUGUCAUACGUUUUGUAUAAAGUUAUUUACUGAAUUUGCAAAAAAUAAAAACAUGCUCUCCUGCAUCAAUGAAAAUAAAUAAGAAUGAUCUCCAGCAUCUCCAAAAUCCAGUGAAUGUGGAUAGAAUAAAACAAUUAUUCCACUCAAUCAUAUUGUACAUGGCUUAUAGCCAACUUAGGCCAUCAGCUCACGUACAACUCGAUUUCAUGGGAUAACUGUUAAAUACAUUCCUACCACCCUUUUUUCGUAGAUCAGUACAGCACUCUGUGGUACCUAUUAUUUUUGAGUUGGCCUUCCCCUGUUAGCAUUGCUAGCCUUAUUUCUAAUUCUCACCACACUACCAUGCAGCUGUGGGGCAGGAUUUGGUUUCCCAUCCUUAUGAUGGAACCCUUGUUCUCUUCACUUGGGCUGUACUGCCCCAUUUUUUUACACUAAGGAGCCAUACUGCAAGAUUCACGCUUGUGUAACCGGUGUAUGAAUUGUUUGGAAGCCGAAGACUGGUACCAGCUAGGUGUUCACUGCCUCAUCUAAAAGACAGGGUAUGACUCUCACAGGUCCUGCAUGGUGAAGCUAAUGUUAACACCGUGUGGUUGACUGGACCAUACAAUUGAACUGCCAUGUUCAACCUUAGACUCAGUACCAUCUGAAUAUAGAUCUGAGUCAGUCCCUGCUAGCUCGCAGAAACUGGAAACAGGCAGCAACUCUUAAAUUGGUGGUGGCUUUGAAUAGAAUGUGUCUGAUAUUUUCUUUCAUGGCUGAAUGAGAUGGCCGAGACCAGUUUUGAUCCAUUACAAUGGAAUAGCCAUACGAAAACAGAGUGGAUUGGUUGAUCCAUCCAUCCAUUAUCCAUAACCACUUAUCCUGUGCAGGGUCGUGGGCAAGCUGGAGCCUAUCCUUGCUGAUUAUGGGCGAGAGGCAGGGUACACCCUGGACAAGUUGCCAGAUCAUUGCAGGGCUGACACAUAGAGACAAACAACCACUCACACCUACAGUCAAUUUAGAGCCACCAAUUAGCCUAACCUGCAUUUCUUUGGACUGUGGGGGAAACUGGAGUACCUGGAGGAAACCCACACAGACAUGGGGAAAACAUGCAAACUCCACACAGAAAGGCCACCAUCGGCCACUGGGCUCGAACCGAGAACCUUCUUGCUGUGAGGCGACAGUGCUAACCACUACACCACCAUUCCGCCCAAAUUGUAGAUUUGAGAAGUCUAAAUUGGUUCCUCUGCUCAGGUUCUCAAACGUAAUCCAAGCUGUGCACUGACAAGACCAGUUUCCAUUGCUGGACUAAUGUGAUGUUUAUUUCCAUACCACAGAGCACAGGUGCUUUAUAAGGCAUGCCUUCGUAGUACAGGGAUCUUGCAGGCCCUUAGGUGGGAAAGAUGGGGAAAAGCCCUUAGCUUUUUCUUGAAUGGUGUUAACCCUAUAGGCUGGAUUCAUAGCAUUGCCAGAACCCAUGCACACUGAAGGAGUAUGUGGCAGCGAUCUCCCCUUUAAGGGCACCUUUGUGAACCUAUGCACGAUGCCAAACUGAAAUGAGCAUCUCUGCCUUUUUGCUAACAACCACUGCCUUUUUGCUCAUGGUCACUGGGACAAAAAUGAGAGAACUGGAUGCUCUGCUGAUUAGUUCACCUUGUUUGCAUUGAUGGACCAGUUACUCUGGGAUUGUGGCUGAAUUCCAGGAUUCCUGACCACGGUCAUAUCAGACAGUGUUGUCACUCACUUGAUUAACUUUGAAGCGUUCCAUGAAUCCUCAUAAUCCUUGCUGUGCAUGGUAUGCACCCUAUGGUACUAUUUGUAGUAUACCAGAUGGCAGCUAUCCAAUUCUCAGACCAACUGUUCAUCUGAAAGAUAUGAGGGGCUCCAUUUUGUAAGCAGAGACUGGCCCACUAGGUGCUGGACACAUCAUUAGGGCAUACAGAUGGGCCAGACGCCCAACCUUCAUGAUAUUCCACUCUAAGAGGAGUGUCUCCUUCUCUUGGACAGUAUUCUGAGGAGUGCCACUCUAGGUAGUCUGUGCUGUUUCUACCUUUCUCCAGGGUGGACAAGGUUAAUAUUAUCCCUUCAGGGAUGCAAGUGUGGCGGUCAUCUGUGAUCAGAUUUCUUAUUAGUCAUAAGGUGAGUCCAAUUCCUCAUAACCUUGUGUCCUAGUGAUUCUCCAAUUUCCUGGCACUUGCAAGGAGGGAACACUAAUUACAUAUGCAAAUGAGGUUCUAUGACCACUAAUGCCAGUAAAUGGCAGUAAGUCAAUCAAAGUCCUUCCCGUGCCAGGAUUUGGUCUUCCCAGGCAGUCUCCUGUCCCAGUACUAACCAGACCCUUAAGGCGCAUUGGGCGCAAUCUCCACUUCUAUAGACCUCAGCCUCUCACCUAUACAGCUAGGGUUACAUUGGGGGUUAGUCCUCUGGUAACUGUGAGAGUUUGACUCCCUACUCGCAUCUGUAUUGCAGCGUGUCUUGCCAGACGGCAGUAAGGUACCAUUUUUAUGAUGGUCUUUGGUAUGACCCAACCACGAGUAGAACUUGCAAUCUCCCUAUUGAGAGGCAGACACACUAACCACUAGGCCAGCUCACAGUAGAUAAGUAAGUAAAUGACUUUAAAUGCUUGGGUACAAUCUGAUGAGCAAGACAUAAAAAUUAGAAAAGCGUUUGCAUGGAAAGCUCUGAGUAAAAUGAAAACUGUGUGGAAAUCUAAUUUAUACCAUAGUGUAAAGCUGUCAUUUUUCAUUGCUACAGUUGAAACAGUGCUAUUAUGUGGAUCAGAAAGCUGGACUUUAACAAAACAACUUGAACCGUCACUAAAUGGUACUUAGGAAAUAAUGCUAAGAAAAGUACUCAAUGUCAGAUGGCAAGAUCACAUUCCAAAUACAGUUCUGUACGGAGAAUUACCAUCUAUUUGCAGCAAAAUAGCUGUCAGGAGAAUGGGUGUUGCUGGUCAUGGUCAUUGUCAUUCUAAGAUUGCAGUCGACAAAGUCUUACUGUGGGAACCUGUGCAUGGGCAAACGCAUUGUGGUAAACCAAUCAAGACAUACACUGACGUACUGAAAGAUGAUGUUGGUGUCAACAUGAAAGAAGAAUUCGCAGCACAGAAUGAGACAGCUGGCUCGCCCGUGGGCGGCCUUAGUAAGUAGUAAGUAAUAAUUGCCAGAGUUCAUCAUUAUUCUGAACUGGUGUUCCAAUAGCAAGAACUAAGUGAGAAACUUCCAGGAACAAUUGGCUGUAUGACAGUGGUAUUUAUUGUAAAUUUAUUGCAAAUAUUCUCAUAUGCCACUUUGUGACUUUAUAAAAAGGUCUCGGUACACAUGCAUGCGCGCGCACACAAAAUAAUGUAUCCCAGUGAUUCUCGCUGCACCUGACAGUUAUCCAGUGCUCAUUAAAUAACAGUUACGUAUGUAACUACCAUUAUGAAAACAGUUUUCAGUAUUUUCAUAUUCAGGUUUGGCUUGUAUCUUUUCGUCUAAUAUUCUUGCCAGUCAUAAGGCUGUAACAGGUACUUCUGUUGUUGUUUUUUUAAACCCAUUUUUAAAGGGUAUAAACUCCAAGAAUGUUUGCUUUCGACAAAUGAAACCUGACGUAUUGUCUGAGCCAUAGAGCUUUUUUCACACUUUCACUCUUGCCUAGAGAUAUUUGAAACUAAAAACUGCUUUUUGCACUUUUCAUGCUACUGUACACAAAGACAAUCUUUUAUAAAGCCCAUUUGAUGAAAUGUCAUGUUACUUCACAACUUUGUUGGUCCAAAUGUGGACAUAUCAUAAUUUUGUACUGCACGGUCAGUUUAUAUGCUCCGUUUGAAAAGGCUCGUCAUCUCGUGUUCAACUAAAACUCCAGGGAUGAAUUCUGUUUCAAAAUGAACGAGAUGCUGGGAAUACUGCGUCUGUCACUCACUGCCAUGGCACACUCACUGAUUCAGUCAUGAAUUGUGUUUUGUAUUAUUUUUCUACAUCGUAAAACACUGCAUCUGCAUCACUUGCAUAGCACGAAUGCUUGAAACCUGCACAAAGCCAAACUGCUUUGCACCACACUUUACCAACAAGGGCUCUGAGAAACAUUUCUGGUAUCACACACUGCAAUGUCCUCAAUGAUCUCAUUUUCAUAUUUGGAAUUUGGAAAAUGUAGGCAUCAAACGGGCUGUACAAAAUAUGCAUUUGAUGAGAACACACUAGCUGUUUUUCAGCCAACAUGAUUGAUAAGCCAGGAUUGCUGUACUGUAUAGCAGCAGGAGGUUAUAGAAAUGAGACCAAACUUUAAAGCUAAAUUUCAAGACUUCACAUACAGUCAUUUGUAUUUCAAAUACAUUUCCUUGCCAUUUGCUCCAUUCAUGUCAUUUUAAAAUCCUUAAAAUUAGGUAUAGGGCAUUCAAAUGUACACAAGUCCUUUUGCAUCGAACAGCAGUUUUAUUAGGAAAAUUGUGUCAAAUUAUGUUACAAAGACAAAUUUCCAAGAGGCAAUGUAAAGGUUUUAAUUAAAAUGGUUUAUUUUCAUAUAGUGGUUGUGUACAUGACAUCGUACCCUUUGUUCAAUAACUAUUUAUUUAAAGUAUUCUGAGAUCUGCCUGUAGCUCAUUGCCCAGAAUUGCCAGUUUUGUAUCGAUGGACAAUCUGUUUUUGUACAUUAGCUUUUCUCUCUUGUUCUUGGCCUGGAUUAUUUUCUAACCAAAUAAACUGUUUAAAAA